CUUGGCAGAUGUGGAAGGCCUUCAGCACUCUAAAGACAAGACCGGUUCUACUGUAAGCUAAACAUAUUCCAAAAGUUAUAAAAUGCGACCUAGGAUUCAAGUUGAACUUAUUGCACGGCAUAAGAAAUAUUUGGAAGAACAGUUACAAGUUCUGGAACCUGUCUUAGAUGUUAUGAAACAAGCUGUACAAAAAAGUAACUCUUGGAUAGAAGAGGAUAAAAAUGAACAUCCCUCCUUCACCUACAUAGAUGUACAUCAAGAGCUAGACUCAGCUACUUUGAGUUUGUUGAAUGCGGCAUCAUCAAUCAUAAAUGAAAAUAAAGACUACGUAGAUGUGGAUGAAUAUACGCCAUCAUUACCCCAGUCAACACCACAGACUACAGCAGCAGAAAAACGUGACCUUAGUGAAUCAAAUCAUCAAGUCCCUAGACAAUCAACAGCGGAAAUAAUGAGUCGACUUGAGCAGAUAGAGACAGCCAUAUCUUCUCUACAAGACGUCAGUCGACUUGAGCAGAUAGAGACAGCCAUAUCUUCUCUACAAGACGUCAGUCGACUUGAGCAGAUAGAGACAGCCAUAUCUUCUCUACAAGACGUCAGUCGACUUGAGCAGAUAGAGACAGCCAUAUCUUCUCUACAAGAUGUCAAUGACAAGUCUACAGAUGACAUAUCAGAAAUAAAACAAUGGAGAGACAACUUUGUAACAGAACAGAGUGACAUGGGGGUAAACAUCGAACAACUGAAUAAAAAACAAAAGCAGAAUUUUAAAAAUCUUAGAAAACAAAUGAGUGAACAAGAUAACAAAGUAAAGGAGCUGAAAAAAGAAAUUGAAAGUUUAAAAGAAAAAGAAUCCAAGUCAAACAACACACUAGAGAAACUGUCUCUGGAUAUGAAAGAAUAUGAAAACAACUUACAAAAAAUAACUAAAGAGAUGCAAGUUCACGCAGACAAAACAGAUAUUAUAACUCAAGAAAUGAAAAGACAUUCUGUUAAGAUGUCUACGCUACAAGAAGAGAUUUCUAAAAACUUGCGGAAUACAUCAACUCAAUUAGAAAAGCACAGUGUGAUGUACACACUACUUCAACAGAGAUUGAUGCCCAUCGACAAACUGAUUCAAAUCUUUAACCAGAACUUAAAAACUCGGGAAGAAAGAAAAACGAGGGAAUAUGUAUAGUGAUUUUAUUAAAAAUUAAAUUCCGACGUUGAUA
Physella acuta is the source of this 1205-nucleotide messenger RNA. RefSeq lists its product as uncharacterized. The record is from RefSeq and is a predicted model, not a curated record. NCBI's taxonomy places the organism in Eukaryota, Metazoa, Mollusca, Gastropoda, Physidae.